GCAUCCUACCAAAUUUCGAGAAAUUAAAAAAAAAGAAAAAGAAACAGAGCUUUUCUUCCUUUCCAGUUUUGUAACGGGUGUCUCCUCCGUCGCUCACACUAUUCCUCUUUCCCUAUUAUUUUAAAGCUCCCCCCGAUUUAAAAUCCCGCUUAGUUUCUCACCGUUACAAGCAAAGCCAAAACCUCCUCCUCCUUCUCUUUUUGUCACUAUUCGAAACCCCAAUCUCAGUCUACACUGACAGCUAAACGACGCCGUCCAUGGCGGAACCGACGUCGUCGGAGCAGAUAGUCUAUCUGCACGGCGACCUGGACCUUCAAAUCAUCGAGGCGCGCUACCUGCCCAACAUGGACAUCGUCUCCGAGCGCCUCCGCCGCUGCUUCACCGCCUGCGACACCGUCAACUGCACCGGCUCCCGCUCCGACAAUCCAGAUGCCGGCCACGGAGCCGAGGACCGCAAGAAGCUCCACCACCGCAAAAUCAUCACCAGCGACUCUUACGUCAGCGUCGUUGUGCCCCAGGCCACGGUAGCGCGUACGCGCGUCAUCAAGAACUCGCAGAAUCCUCUGUGGAAAGAGUCCUUUUCCAUCCCGCUCGCGCAUCCCGCGGCUAAGCUUGAGUUUCAGGUCAAAGAUAACGACCUCUUCGGCGCUGAGCUUAUCGGCACCGCCUCCAUCCCCGCCGUCGAAAUCGCCGCCGGAAAUGAAAUUUCCGGCUGGUAUGAGAUUAUCGGACCCACCGGAAAGCCUCCGAAGCCUGAUUGCGCUAUCAAGGUCAAGUUGAAGUUCACGCCCUUCGAGAUAAACCCGGUCUACAGGCACGGCAUCGCCGGCGAUCCAGAACGGAAGGGAGUCCCCAAGACCUACUUUCCUAUGAGGAAGGGAAGUCACGUGAGGCUGUACCAGGACGCGCACGUGCCGGAGGGGAUGCUGCCGCAGAUUGAAUUGGACGGAAGGAAGGUUUAUAAGCCUGAGAAUUGCUGGGAGGACAUUUGCUAUGCGAUUUCGGAGGCUCACCAUAUGAUCUAUGUGGUGGGAUGGUCUGUGUUUCACAAAGUGAGGCUGGUUAGGGAGCCGAGCAGGAAGUUGCCACGCGGCGGCGAGUUGACGCUCGGAGAGUUGCUCAAGUAUAAAUCGGAAGAAGGCGUACGGGUUUUGUUGCUGGUCUGGGAUGAUAAGACCUCCCACGACAAGUUCUUCUUCAAAUCGGCGGGAAUGAUGCAAACUCAUGAUGAAGAAACCCGGAAGUUUUUCAAGCAUUCGUCUGUCACUUGUGUUCUGGCCCCUCGCUAUGGCAGUAGUAAGCUUAGCAUUAUGAAACAACAGGUUGUUGGAACCCUCUUCACACACCAUCAAAAAUGUGUUAUUGUGGACACACAAGCAUCUGGUAAUAACCGCAAGAUAACUACAUUUUUAGGAGGUCUUGAUCUCUGUGAUGGUCGUUAUGACACACCUGAGCACAGAUUGUUUCGGGAUCUCGACACUGUGUUUAAAGAAGAUUUUCAUCAACCUACGUUUCCUGCUGGGACCAAGGCUCCAAGGCAACCAUGGCAUGACUUGCACUGUAGAAUUGACGGGCCUGCUGCAUAUGAUGUUCUUAUAAACUUUGAGCAACGGUGGAGGAGAGCAACACAGUGGAGGGAGUUUGGACUGCGUAAAAAGGUUUCGCAUUGGCAUGAUGAUGCUUUAAUUAAGAUAGACCGUAUUUCAUGGAUACUUAGUCCUAAGAUGUCUCAUUCAAAGGAUGUUACAAUUGUUCCUGAAGAUGACCCAGCUUUAUGGGUUCAGAGAGAAGAUGAUCCCGAAGAUUGGCAUGUUCAGAUUUUCAGGUCUAUUGACUCGGGAUCACUGAAAGGAUUUCCCAAAGAUGUCAUUCAGGCUCAGUCAAAGAACCUUAUUUGCUCAAAGGAUCUAGUAAUAGAUAAAAGCAUCCAGAAAGCAUACAUCAAUGCAAUCAGAUCUGCCCAACAUUUCAUAUAUAUUGAAAAUCAGUAUUUUCUUGGUUCAUCAUAUGCAUGGCCAGAUUAUAAAAAUGCAGGAGCUGACAAUCUUAUCCCAAUGGAGUUGGCACUAAAGAUUGCCAGCAAAAUUAGAGCUAAUGAGAGAUUUGCAGUGUAUAUAGUUCUACCUAUGUGGCCUGAAGGUGAUCCGAAAACUGGUGCAAUGCAAGAAAUUCUCUACUGGCAGAGCCAAACAAUGCAAAUGAUGUAUGGUGUUGUUGCACGGGAAUUGAGGGCCCUGCAGCUUCAAGACUUACAUCCUCAAGAUUUCCUCAAUUUCUAUUGCCUUGGUAAUCGGGAAAAACUUUCUGAGGAAACAUCAAACAACAAUGGUGCUACGAUCUCCGAUGCAUACAAGUACCAGCGCUUUAUGAUUUAUGUUCAUGCCAAGGGUAUGAUAGUAGAUGACGAGUACGUUAUAGUGGGAUCUGCCAAUAUCAACCAAAGAUCAAUGGCCGGUACAAAAGACACUGAGAUAGCUAUGGGUGCGUAUCAACCCCAUCACAGUUGGUCUGAGAAGAAGAGACAUCCAUGUGGUCAGAUAUAUGGGUAUCGAAUGUCGCUCUGGGCUGAGCAUCUUGGUAAGUCGGACCCAUGCUUCAAAGAGGCAGAGAGUUUGGAAUGUGUGAGGAAUGUGAAUGGCAUUGCCGAAGAAAACUGGAGGAGAUACACAUCGCCGGAUUUCACAGAACUGCAGGGUCACCUUCUCAGGUAUCCGUUGCAGGUAGAUGGUGAUGGUAACGUGCGACCCCGGCCAGGAUAUGAAAAUUUCCCUGAUGUUGGUGGCAAAGUUAUUGGAGCUCAUUCUGCCACACUUCCUGAUCAAUUGACAACAUAACACAUCUGUAUUCUUUUAUGUUCUGAACAGGAUUGUUCAAAUACUGUUCUAGUAAUAGGUGUUAUUAGCCCCUGGAGUUUUACCAGAUCAAACUAGUUGGUUGUUCCUUUCUUGCGAAUAUUAGGACCUCCUACUGUGGUUGGAUGUGUACAUUUUGUGAAUGUGUAUACGGUGAACGGUUAGUGGCAUGUCGCCCGGACACCGGGGGGAUAUGGCAUAUUGUGAAUUGAGUUUUUCUUUUCCCA
This is a messenger RNA of Rosa chinensis, 3079 nucleotides long. Its product is annotated as phospholipase D delta. Bases 258 to 2834 code for a protein of 858 amino acids. The transcript has 10 exons. The record is from RefSeq and is a predicted model, not a curated record. Gene Ontology annotation, biological process: phospholipid catabolic process; phosphatidylcholine metabolic process. Gene Ontology annotation, molecular function: calcium ion binding; D-type glycerophospholipase activity. NCBI's taxonomy places the organism in Eukaryota, Viridiplantae, Streptophyta, Magnoliopsida, Rosales, Rosaceae. Gene Ontology annotation, cellular component: plasma membrane.